Molecule: messenger RNA, 534 nt
Organism: Punctularia strigosozonata HHB-11173 SS5
Lineage: Eukaryota; Fungi; Basidiomycota; Agaricomycetes; Corticiales; Punctulariaceae
Exons: 1
Coding region: 1-534 (177 amino acids)
Source: RefSeq, a predicted model, not a curated record
AUGAACCGCGAUAUUGACUUCGUGGGGAUGCUACAGCUCGAUCAUCUCGAGAUACUCGGCCUGCUCCUCCUUUCGCAUUCUGAUCGGGACUCGAUCGUCCGCAUUCUCAAGCACGGAGGGAACGCGUCCGAGCUUUGGCUCCGAGAUCACCAUUCGUGCAAGACGGUGCUUCCUCUCCUGAUCGAAUCGUCGCCAAGGCAGGGAAAGAGCGAUCAACAGCCCACGGAGCAUCUUCUGCUUCCGGAGCUCCGAAGGAUUAACGCGAAUCUGGAAGAUCGACGACCGUCUCAGGAUCUGCUCAGUCGAUUCCGAAGCCUCUUGAACCGAAGAUCCAAGCUCACGAACGGGCCAUUGUCCCUCGCGCUCGUCAACAGCCGCAUUGACAAGCCCGAAGACCUUGAGAAACUUCGAAAGGCUGCCGGUCAAACGGAGCUGGUGCAGGUACUGGACGACCGAGGUGCGUCUGGAGAAGACUAUUUCAUCUUGUCGAAUGUGGACAAGGAGCCGGAGAUCAUUGACUCGCCGCAUUCGUGA